This is a messenger RNA of Staurois parvus, 405 nucleotides long. NCBI's taxonomy places the organism in Eukaryota, Metazoa, Chordata, Amphibia, Anura, Ranidae. The record is from the annotation of a GenBank genome assembly.
CCUCCCAUUGUCACCGCGCAUGCGUGGCUCCGGGAGCGCACAGUGCGGUGACUGGCGGUGCGCUGUCAGCGCCACCUGUCAGUGUCCAUCAGUGCCAGCUCUCAGUGCUCAUCCAUGCCACCUGCCAGUGCCCAUCAGUUCCACAUCUAUGCCACAUAUCAGUGCCCAUCUGAGCUGCCUUUCUGUGUCACCCAUCAGUGCCAGUCAGUGCCACCUAUCAGUGCUGCCAAUCAGUGCCACCUAUCAGUGCCCGUCAGUGCUGCCUAUCAGUGCCCGUCAGUGCUGCCUAUCAAUGCCAGUCAGUGCUGCCUAUCAGUGCCAUAUAUCAGUGAUGCCUUUCAGUGCCCAUCAGUGAUGCCUGUCAAUGCCCAUCAGUGCCACCUACCAGUGCCUCCUCAUCAGUGC